Actinia tenebrosa (Australian red waratah sea anemone) is the source of this 3347-nucleotide messenger RNA. RefSeq names its product prolactin-releasing peptide receptor. Gene Ontology annotation, biological process: G protein-coupled receptor signaling pathway. Gene Ontology annotation, cellular component: plasma membrane. Gene Ontology annotation, molecular function: neuropeptide Y receptor activity. Lineage: Eukaryota; Metazoa; Cnidaria; Anthozoa; Actiniaria; Actiniidae. The record is from RefSeq and is a predicted model, not a curated record.
CAAGAGCAACCUCGAAAAUUGCAUAUCUUUCUACAGAAAAGCGAAUUUUUAUCAUUUCUGCGUCUCAAGAAGUUGUAUUAAGAGCCAUGGAUAUGAAUUUGAAAGGUUAAACUUUAUAGUCUACAGCUUCAGCAAAACUUACUAACUGAGAAGCGAGGACAAUCAACUGAGUCGACCAAUACUGGAUGAUUGAGGCAAAUUUUUUGUUCCAAAACUUUCCUUAUUACUUUCAACUCGCUUAUGUCAGCAUUAAACAACUAUUAAUGUGUAUGGUCUUUUGCUUCGACGUUUUCAAUUUCACGAUUUUGAGAGGCAAGUGAAAGAUAUUGGGGUCGUCCUCGCUUAGUCCCGCAAUUACAAGUAGAAAUCCAUCUAGUGAUCACUUGAUGUGGGCUAUGGUUUCAACGCGCGAAUAAUGAGAACCAAUGUGGGAUAAUCUUUUCAACUCUGAACACAAGGCCGUUGGAAUUGCCUCUAGAUUACUAAGCCGCUGAUAAAGAAUUCAUUUGGCUAUUUAUCGCUUAUAUAUUGAGAUGAAAUAGAUCGAUGAAGAAGCUCGAAAAUAAGGCCCGCUUGCUGGAUUGCACGAGAAACACAUACUAAUAUAUUCAGAGAGAAGUUGCGUUAAAGGAUUCAAGACUGGUGUUGCCUCCCACCUCUGGGGUCUUGGAUUCGAUUUGGACUCGGCAGCACAGUGACAACAUUUAUAGCUAGUGACGCUCCUGAUUAUAAGGAACAACGACACAUCCCUCUCCAGACGAGCGUGUGAAGGCAGUAAAAUGGAAGGCUUCGCAAGUGAAAAUGUUUCAUCAGGGUCAAAUAUUACUAACGGAACAAGUGUCCCGGGCCCCCAUCAGCUCUUUGUUGUUCCCACGAGCCUCAAGAUCGGAGUGACUUUCUUCGCCGUAGUGAUCUUCGUCGUGGCUCUGAUAGGAAACACCAUCAUUUUGUACAUCGUGUGUUCGUGUAGGCACAUGCGCAAUACUACCAAUAUCCUUAUCGCUAACAUGGCGGUAGCGGAUCUCUGGAUCACAAUCGACAUUCCUUAUGUCAUUAAGUGGCUCUUUGUCGGGAGAUCUUGGUUCGGUGGCGUUUUUGGUAAAAUUCUUUGCCAGUUCUGUCACUCGGCUCAAGCUGGAUCGAUAGCAUGUUCCAUAUUCACGUUGGUGUGCAUAAGCCUUGACCGUAGCCUUGCAAUAUUGUUUCCAAUGAAGAACAUCUUGACGAUCAGGAUUGUGAAAAUCAUGAUCACUGUAGUCUGGUUACUCACUCUUGCGUUCUUGAUUCCCUUGUUUAUUGUCACCGAUGUGAUUGAAUCACCCAUUGGUUAUGUUGGUUGUAACGAGGUGUGGGAAAACAUGGAACCUGUGUCAUACCGAAACUACAUCUUCGCCUUCUCUCUGUGCACUUACGCUUUUCCAUUGACCCUCAUUACUGCCAUGUAUACUUUGACAGGUCUUAGACUCUGGAACAGAAAGGUCCCAGGACAUCGAAGCUUACGCGUGCACAAGAGAAUCCAGUCUUCUACUAAACGAGCAACGGCCAUGCUCAUUACUGUUGUCGUUGUCUUCGCUAUUUGUUGGUUUCCAUUUCAAAUCCGUGAGUUGAUAGAAAGUUUUGGGUCCGGCGUUCAAAUCCAGUUGCCAUUGACAUUGUUCAUUCUCCUUCCCUGGUUUGGCUUUGCAAAUGCAGCAAUCAACCCGAUACUUUAUUUCGUGUUUUCGGAAAACUACCGCCGUGAGUUCAAGAGGACAUUUACUCGUAUGAGUCGAAGAAGACGAAGAAGCUCGUCUUCUCAAGUCAGCCGAGGAAUGACCCUUAGGACAAGAAUAUCUCUCUCGACGUCUGUCCCGCUACAGAAGCUAAGGAAUGACAGCUAUAUCCCUGCUGAUAGUCAACCCAGUCAUGAACUGUUUCCGAAACGAACUCAUCCGGACAUCAGCAAAAGUGACUCGCCGAAGGUUUGUCUUAUGCCAACUGAAGAGAACCUUGAAUCAGAAUCCGUGUGUGGGUCCAUGGAGGGAAAUACAAGCGAGAAUAUUGAGAUUGACAUCACAAUGGACAACGGGCAUUGCUGAGGAAAAGUUCAUAAACUGAAGGAAUUUUUGUCCUACGGUAUCCUAAGAAAUCGUGCACUCUGAUUCGCUGUUAGAGCGGGCGGCAUUUUUGUGUCUGACCAAGGUCCAAUUACCCUGGGAUCCAGAGGUACUUUUUCGCUUUGGGUACCUCUGGACUCGAGGAUACGGUCCGGUGACCUCAGCUACGCCUCGUGGGUACAUAACAUUUUGACGAACCGUUGGCCCCAUAUCAUGGUAAAUAGAAGAAAUACAACGCUAAACCAUCGGAGAUUUGUUAAAUUUUUUUAGGAAAAACUGUGAAGUGCCCUCGACCUUGAAUACGGACAUUCAAGACCUUCGGCACAGUUUAUCUCUAUCAGCCGGACCACCUGGACGGUAAAUAACCCGGCUCUAUAUAUCCAAAUAAUAUAUUCAUCAUUCCAAAAUUUUCUAGGAAUAUCGGUAACACGCUCCUCCCGCUUUGAAAUAUAUGGGUUAAGUGUCCGUUAAAACACGCCAUGUUCGUAUACUGUAACAGUAUUAAGUCAUAUACCCAAGCAAGGAGUUCUUACUGAAUUCAUAUUUUAAUUCGGAAAAAAUAGGCUUUGCGGCACCAACACGUGAUGGUUGCCAUGACAGAAGGCAGAAACAAUGGAAUCUGGUCGAAUCUGAUUUACAUGAGAAAGAAUUCAGUUUUCCAGAGAAAAAGACUAUUGUUGUGCCUCGUGUCAUGGCUGCCAUCUCGUGAAUGUGCAAAGCCUCUAUAGUAUAUACUUUCUUUUUCUAUUCUUUCAAUUCGCGCAUUAGUAAUAAUCAAACAACGAGUUGAGUGAUCCUGAGUUUGGGAUAAAAAAUAUAGCCUUUGUAUUCAAUCUAUAUGAAAAACAUUCAUUUUCUUAGUUUAAUAAACAGGAUGCAUUGUGGUAUAGCUUGGGUGGUAAUCAACACCAUCUCGUAUGGUGUUGAUUAUCACCCAAAGAACAAAAGAAGAACAACAAAAGAUGUUUGUGCCCAAGGUAGACCGCAAUGCAACUUGUUUGCUAUUUAGUAUAUCUAGGAUAAAUAGGAUGCAUUGUCUAGCUUGGGUACAAACAUCUUUUGUUCUUCAUGCCUCGUAUGAUGUUUUUAUACCCAAGCUAGACCACAAUGCAUCCUGUUUAUCCUAGAUAUUCUAGAAAGCACAUAAGUUGCAUUGCAGUCUAGCUUGGGUAUAAAAACAUCAUACGAGGCAUGUAGAACAAAAGAUGUUUGUGCCCAAGCUAGACGCAAUGCAUUACGAUCACUAUCUCA